This is a messenger RNA of Eurytemora carolleeae, 2609 nucleotides long. Its product is annotated as tyrosine 3-monooxygenase. Gene Ontology annotation, biological process: aromatic amino acid metabolic process. NCBI's taxonomy places the organism in Eukaryota, Metazoa, Arthropoda, Copepoda, Calanoida, Temoridae. Gene Ontology annotation, cellular component: perikaryon; cytoplasm; axon. Gene Ontology annotation, molecular function: tyrosine 3-monooxygenase activity; iron ion binding. The record is from RefSeq and is a predicted model, not a curated record. Bases 5 to 1561 code for a protein of 518 amino acids. The transcript has 20 exons.
GAGAAUGACUAAGAACAUAGAUGAUGUUGAAGUGCGAGGAAGGAAUGCGAAUAUUGAACCUCAAGUAAAUCCUCCAACAGCAGAUGGAUUUAAAAAUAAGAUGGCUAUCCAGAGAUCCUACAGUGUAGAGAACGGAUAUCAUGGUAAGACCCGGAGUCUUGUUGGAGACGCAAAGUUCGAAUCUUUCGUGAGAAGAGAAACAAAAACUAAACUCCUCGAGUCAGCUCAGGAAUUCGAGUUUGAUAUAGUAGAUGAAGAAGAAGCUCUCCUACUUGAAUCCUUGUCAACAGAAAACAACAAUGACAAGGUAAGAUUGAGGAUCUUGGUUGAGACCAAGGACUGUUUGCUCGGACUAACAAGGAUAAUGAAGAUACUCGAGAGUGAGGAGGGUAAACUAUAUCAUCUUGAAUCCAGGAAACCGAAGAAAUCAGAGAAAAAUAUUGAAAUGGAAUUUCUUCUCUCCUGCCAGGUAAAACCUGCUAGAGCACUGUUCCUCUUGAAGAGUUUGAAGACUAGUAACGGCCUCGUCGGGGCAAGAUUGGUUGGUGGUAUUGAAGUAUCUGAAUCCUGUGUCUGGUUUCCAAAACAUAUUUCAGAGUUGGAUCAAUGCAAUCAUGUUCUCACCAAACUAGAACCAGAUUUAGAUAUGGACCAUCCAGGCUGGAGUGACCUGGAAUACAGGGCUAGACGGAAAAUGAUCGCUGAUAUAUCAUUCAACUAUGUUCAUGGUCAGAAAAUACCGGAAGUUGAAUACACCAAAGCGGAAAUAGAAACCUGGGACGUUGUUUAUCUAGAGCUUCUUCCAGGACGAGCUUCUCAAGUUCAUAUCAAGUAUCUUGAGAUCAUGGAGAAGGAGUGUGGAUAUGGUGUUGGAAAGAUACCCCAGCUAGAGGAUGUCUCAAACUUUCUUAGAAGAACCUCUGGGUUUAGCCUGCGACCUGCAGCUGGCCUGGUCACAGCCAGAGAUUUCCUCUCUAGCUUGGCGUUCAGAGUGUUCCAGUGUACACAAUAUGUCCGACAUCCUAGUUCACCGCACUACUCCCCAGAACCAGAUGUUCUCCAUGAGCUGAUCGGUCACUGCCCGAUGUUUGCUGAUCCCACAUUUGCCCAGUUUUCACAGGAGAUCGGUCUUGCAUCUCUAGGAGCCAAGGACUCAGAGAUUGAGAAACUAGCGACGUUGUACUGGUUCACUGUGGAGUUUGGUCUAUGCAAAGAAAACGGAGCAGUGAGAGCUUAUGGAGCAGGCUUACUCUCAAGCUAUGGAGAACUACUUCAUUCACUUAGUCGUAAACCAGCAGUAGAAUACAGAAUACAGGAUAUCUACUAUAUUGCUGAGUCAUUCGAGGAUGCUAAGCAGAGACUGAGGGCUUGGGUCUCCACAUCCCUGAGUCGACCCUUCACAGUUCGAUAUAUUCCCUUCACCCAGAGUAUAGAAGUGAUGGAUACUUUUGCUUCAACAUAUAAUCUAAUCCAGGAGUUGAAAAUUCAAGUAACUCAGCUUUCUUCUGCUUUUGACCAGAUUUCAACAACAAAUCAGCUGAUAACAGAGAAAAUAAUCUAAAUAGCUGAUUAAAAGCUCGGUCUAGCUGAUAACUUUGUAACUUACAGCUAGUUGAGUUAAACUCAUUCUCUUCAUCUAAUAGUUGACAGCUGAGUCUAAUUUUUUUUCGCUGAUUUUGACAGACUAGCUGAUCAAACCAAGCUAAAUAAUAUCAGCUGGUUUAUUAAAGGGACUGUAAGCGUAAUUUCAAAGAUGACAAUGUUCGAUUUGUAACAGAAUCCUUUAAACCUGAACCUGCAAUCAAAAAUGGGGAAAAAUCAAUAGAAUUGUUCUGACUCUAAAAGUGUUCCUUUCUGUGAUUGCGCAAAUCUGCACUUUCGCUGAGAAUACGCAAAUGACAAUAAAGUAACAAAAAUAUUGAUAUAUAAUUCAUACUUGAGCAGACAAAGCUUUAAAUUAGGGUACCGUUGUAAAUCUGACAUUUCCAUCUUUGCAUGGAGGGUCACUUGAAAUUACACUUACAGUCCCUUUCUUCAGCUUAAAAUCGAGUUAAAAAUUGAUCUUUAAUUGAUCUUUUAUUGAUCUUUAAUCGAUUUUUAUCAUGUUUCACAGGUUCAAGCAGUUUCAAUGUACAUAGGAAUUAUAACUAAACUUUUAUCUCGUCUUCGGUCUUUAGAAGUAAAUUAAAAAUGAUUCACAAAUGUAAUUUCGGUAAUUAUUUUCUCUUAUAGAUGACAGGAGAUCAUCAGACAUUUCGAUUACAUUUCAAUUAAAAAAUCAGGGGUUCGAAAAUGUUUGCUUUUUAAGUAUAAACGGAUGUAUAAUUUUGUUUAUGAAUAAAUGCUGCGUAUUGAUCAGAGACGAGUUUAACGUGUUAUUGGAUUCCCCUGUUUUUGGAACUUAUAUACUCUAGAGUGAACCAGAGCAACUGAAAAAGUAAAAAUCAAACAAAAUUUUCAAAUUAUUAAACUAUUAUGAAAAUGAAUGAAUACUAUCGAUUUAAAAAGUUUUAUAAAACAUGUAUUUAUCUAAAAUAUAACCGUACGUGUAAGACGAACAAAUUAAAAUGUGAAUAUUUCUGUUGUCAAUAAACAUAUCUGAAUCAUUA